AUGGGAAAUGUCGAGAAAAUGUACAACACGUGGCAAUACGAGUUUCCAAUCAACACAAGUGCUGGAAAGAAAGUCACUAUUACGGCCUUUGGCAUGGAGCGAAUUACCGGACAAAUAAGCAAACUGGAUCCUAAAGUCCUGGUAAAGUUAUUUCCAGAAUAUGAUCCUAAAACACUCCAGCGAAAGUCAACACACGUUGAUGUCCUGCUGGGCUGUGAUUACUUCGGUCUCCAUCCAAAGCAAGAAGAAGCUAGAUGUGGUGAUAAUCUAAGUAUCAUGAAUGGAGCAUUGGGAAUUUGCCUCCAAGGCGCCCUUCCAGAUCUGAUCGAAGAAACAAGAUAUGACACCAAUCUCGCAAAGAAAAUAUACGAAAAUGUACGUUGA
Messenger RNA from Paramuricea clavata, 384 nucleotides. The record is from the annotation of a GenBank genome assembly. Lineage: Eukaryota; Metazoa; Cnidaria; Anthozoa; Malacalcyonacea; Plexauridae.